Molecule: messenger RNA, 6212 nt
Organism: Hypomesus transpacificus
Lineage: Eukaryota; Metazoa; Chordata; Actinopteri; Osmeriformes; Osmeridae
Gene: grid2ipb
Product: glutamate receptor, ionotropic, delta 2 (Grid2) interacting protein, b
Exons: 23
Coding region: 813-5141 (1442 amino acids)
Molecular function (GO): protein binding
Source: RefSeq, a predicted model, not a curated record
CACACACACUCACACACUCACACACACACACACACACACUCGUACACCACAGCCAUGAGCAGGUUAUGAACAUGUUACAAUCGUCCAAUCUGAGCACAGUGACCCUCCUACGAGAGCCACAGGUCUAACCAAAGGGGCAUGUGUUCCUGAGGGGGGCCUGUGUCCUCUGAAGGUUCAGCCCAUAAUCCCACUAAUCCACAGCAAAGUCUUAAAUGUCCCCUGCUCCUUUUCAAUGGACCAGACACUGAGGUACACUCACUCACGCAUAGUACACGCUUACAAACACUUCAGCACACAUUCAACAGCACACCGGGCAGGCAGACGCUCCAGUUAAUGUUCAUCAGGCUCUCUUGGAUCGCCUUGCAGUGAUUCUGGGCCAGGAGUGAUCCCUCAGAGAGCCACCUAGCCGAGAGAGAGGGAGCAGGAGCAGAGACGCAGGGGGGUAUUUAUAGAAGAAUGAGGCCUCACAAUACCCUUUUUGGAGAGAGAAUGAUGAAGGAGAGAGAGUGGAGCGAGCUCGUCCCAGAUUUCUGAUUAACACUGCGUGUGCGGAGGGCCGGAUCGGGCUGAUUCAGAGGAGAGGCUCCGUAGCUCGCUCCUCCCUGACUACUCGGCAUCUCGCAUCAUGCACUGUCACCCUUUCCUCACAACGAGGUGGGCCUGGCUCUCUGUGCGGGGCUUCAUGUGGACGGGGGCGUUCUGAAUCCUCGGCCCGUCUCCCUUGACCGGGGAGGCUGUGAGCGAUUCAGACGUCCGGAGAGGAGAUUGACAGACAGGCAGUUUGCCUGUGCUAUCUUAUAGUCUGAGACAAGAUGAAGAAGUUUCUACAGCACAAGAAGGGCAGAUACUCCUUCCGCCAGAACAAAUCCGGUCCACGUUAUCCACCCAAGGAUUUCUUCCUCGCCAUGCCAUCGACCAAUCAGGGCUGGCCAGAGGAGUUUGGCUUUCAGCUUGGAGGAAGUGGUCCCAGUUACAUCCUGUCUGUGGAGGAGGGCAGCAGUGCCUACCUGGCAGGGCUGCAGCCAGGGGACCAGGUGCUGGAGAUCGAGGGCAACAACGUGUCCACGAUGGGCAGCCAGGCCGUCAUCUCCAUCGCCCAGACCCAGAGGAACAUCCCGCCCAGCAUCGGAGUGGUGUCACGCAUCCAGCAGAUGGACAUAACGCCAGGCCCUGACGGUCGUUUCGGCUUCACCAUCGUGGGAGACUGCCCCCUCCUGGUGGAGGACUGCUCUCCCUGCUCCCCAGCCGGCCGAGGGGGCUUGCGGGCCGGGGACUACGUCAUGGAGGUGAACGGCAUCCCCGUGAGGCAGCACGAGAUGGCGGCGGCCCUGAUCAAGGCCUCGCAGGGCCGGACGCUGCGGCUGGGCGUGCUCUGUCUGGGCCCGCGGCAGAAGAGGAGCAGUGGCAGUCUGGAGGAGAACCAGCUGGGGGGGAAGGGGGGCGGCGGGGGAGACGGCCUGAGGGUGGACCGCAAGCACAAGGCUCUGGAGUUCAACAGGAAGAUUGACCAGAUUUUGGGGGAGGAACCGGAGGUGAAAGAGAGGCUAUUUGCUGUGCUGAAGCAGUACGCUGCAGAGAAGAAAGUCGAUUGGCUGGCCUCGGUCCUUCCGGACAUCCUGAUCACGGACGAUCAGCGCCAGCUCAUCUCCAGCAUCAGGAUCUUCAUCCCCAAGAAGCACCGGCAGCGCUUCGACGACGCCGUGUCUCAGAACCUGAUCAACCGGAUCUGCCGCAGCAAGAGCAUCAGCGAGCCGGCUGGCACCCGGGGACGGCUCCGGCGCAGCCGCAGCGAGGACCACCCCGACCGCCACCACCGGUCCAAACGGGCCAGCUCGGUCCCCCGGGACCCCGGGGAGGGAGGCGGGGGUGGAGGAGAGAGGGAGAGGGGGAUCAGGAAGUCUGUGGCAGGGACGUCAGGACAUCCUCCUGUCGGAGCCAAUCACAGGACGGUGCGCGUAUACAGAGGGAACCAGAGUUUCGGCUUCACCCUGAGAGGCCACGCCCCCGUCUGCAUUGACUCUGUUAUCCCAGACAGCCCUGCAGAGGACUGUGGACUCAAACCUGGAGAUCGGAUCCUCUUUCUCAACGGGCUGGACAUGAGGAGCUGCUCCCAUGAGAAGGUGGUCUCCAUGCUCCAGGGCAGCGGCGCCAUACCCACCCUGGUGGUCGAGGACGGCCCCACCUUCCACUCCCCCUCCGACCAGACGGAGCCGGUCGACUGCCCCCCUCUGGCUCCCCCGGCCGGGCCCCCGCCCCGGUCCCGCUCCCCAGCCCUCAGUUCCCUCCAGUGGGUGGCGGAGAUCCUCCCCCCCAGCAUCAAGGUCCACGGGCGCACCUUCAGCCAGCAGCUUGACCACCUGCUGACUGUCCAGGAGAGAUACACCGUCUGCAAAUCCCUGGAGACCUUCUUCCAGCACAGGAACGUGGACACACUCAUCGUCGACGUGUUCCCAGUACUGGACACACCAGCCAAGCAGCUGAUCUGGCAGUUUAUCUACCAGCUACUGACCUAUGAGGAGCAGGAACACUGCCAGGGCAAGAUCUCCCGCUUCCUGGGCUUCAAGACGGCAGCGGAGCCUGAGUCAGAGGGGCUGUUGGCCCCGGAGCACCAUCGGAGGAGCAGCUCCAUGCGCGUGACAAGCUCCUCCCACCGGAGCAGCCUCAGAGAGAGGAGCUCCGACGACUGCAUCAUCGGGACCCACCUGGGGAUGGGGAUCCACGUGGAGCCCUCGGAGACCCCUGAGGAGAGGCAGUGUGGAGAUGGGACCUCCUUCCCAGAGUCCCCCGACCUCAAAAACAUGUCAGGCGUGUACGCGGAGCUGGAGGGCGUGUACUCGGGGAGGAGUGGGACGGCGCAGCAGACUGGCUCCUCCCCUGACCCCGAGGGGCGGGGCCAAACGCACUCCCCCCUCACACACGCUAACACAGGGAACCGCAAGACAGGUCCGUCUCUGUCGUGGAAGGAGCCCCUCCCCAGCCCGCUGUAUGAGUUCUACCACCACGGCACCCUCCCCUCCCCUGGCAGCACCGACUCCAACCCCUACGUCAGCCUGGAGAGCCCCCCGGACGAGCCGUCCAGCCCGCUGUCCCGCCGCAGGAAGCUGUUCACCUUCUCCCGCCCCCCCCGCAGUCGGGACACCGACCGCUUCCUGGACGCGCUGAGCGAGCAGCUGGGACACCGCGUCACCCUGGUGGACGACUUCCUGCCUGGGGAGAACGACUACGAGGAGAUGAGUUUCCUGGAUGAGCAGGAGGCGAGCUUCCUGCCUCGCCAGCUCAGCAGCGCUAGCAGCGAGGACCACAGCUGCAGCAGCGAGGACACCACCUCCCUCACCUACUCCUCGGGCUCCGAACACAUCCCACCGCCCCCCCAGAGCCCUCCGCCCCCGCCCCCCUUCCCGACCCCGCUGCCCCCGCCCCCCUUCCAGUUCUCCGACCCCCUCCCGCCGGUCCGCUUCUCCCCGGAGCACAUCCCCCGCGCGCGGACGUCCUUCCAGCCCCAUCACCCCAUCAUCCCCCCUCCGCCGCCCCCUCCCCGGGUCUUCUUGGCCCAGCGGCCUCCCCACCACAAGGUGCUGCCCACCAGGGAGGAGCUCCGGGCUGGUCGCCAGCUCCAGAGCACCAGGCUGUCCCAGCCUCCGCUUGCUGGCCUGGCCCCCCAGCCCUCCCGGCCCAGCCACCUCCCCCGGCAGCUCAGCCAGCCCCAGCCCCUGCACCAGGCCUCCUCCACCUCCCCCCAGCCCCUCAGGCAGACCCAGCAGGUCCUACAGCGGCACCACCAGCUCCACCACCCCGUCUACCAGCCCCAGAACCAGUCUGUGACCAAGGGACCAGCUCCCCAGCAGCAACAGAGCCAGCCCCCCCUAACCCCCCUCUCAGAUCUCCAGGCUCACAAGGUGCCACCACCCCCGCCUCCACCCCUGCCUCCCCCAUGCGAGCCUCCCCCUCUGCCCAAGUCCAGCCCCCGAGCGGGGGACACCAACCACAUGAGUGUGAAGAGACUGCGCUGGGAGCAGGUGGAGAACUCUGAGGGCACCAUCUGGGGACAGCUUGGUGAGGAUCCUGAUUAUGACAAGCUGAGCGACAUGGUGAAGUAUCUGGAUCUGGAGUUGCACUUUGGUACUCAGCGCAGUUCUAAGCCAGCCUUCCUGCCAGAAAGCUUUAAGAAGAGGGAUGUGGUGGAGAUCCUGUCUCAUAAGAAGGCCUACAACGCCUCCAUCCUGAUCGCCCAUCUGAAGCUGUCUCCAGGAGAGCUGCGGCAGAUGCUGAUGACCCUGACCUCCGACCGCCUGGAGCCCGCUCACAUCAAACAGCUGCUCCUCUACGCCCCCGACGACGACGAGGUCAAGCAGUACCAGCAGUUUGACCAGGACCUCACCAAACUCAGCGAGCCCGACAAAUUCAUCUUCCAGAUGUUGAUGGUACCUGAGUAUAAGACACGUCUGCGAAGCCUCCACUUUAAGAGCACCCUGCAGGAGAAGACUGAGGAGAUGAGGGCGGGGUAUGAGUGUAUCUACAAGGCCUCCGUGGAGCUUCGCACCAGCAAGAAACUGGCUAAGAUCCUAGAGUUUGUUCUAGCAAUGGGAAAUUACCUGAAUAACGGUCAACCCAAGACCAACAAGACCACUGGCUUCAAGAUCAACUUUCUCACUGAGCUCAGCACCACUAAAACAGUGGAUGGAAAAUCCACUUUCCUGCACAUUCUGGCCAAAUCACUAUGCCAACACUUCCCUGAGUUGCUCAACUUUGCCAGGGACCUCACAACUGUACCGCUAGCAGCCAAAGUGAACCAUCGAGUUCUGAAGGUAGAGCUGAAUGACAUCCACGCCACCAUCCAGGAGAUCAGGACGGCCUGCGUGAAGAUCCCUGCUACACCCGAGGACCACUUUGCCAGCAUCAUGAGCGGUUUCUUAGAGAACAGCCACCCAGCGGUGCAGUCACUGGACUCACUGCAGCUGAGGGCCAUGGAGGAGUUCUCCAAGGUGGCAUCCUACUUUGGAGAAGACAGCAAGACCACCUCCACGGAAGCCUUCUUCGCCAUCUUCGCCGAGUUCAUCUCCAAGUUUGAGAGAGCUUUGACUGAGACACAGGCUACAGACAACCCUCGCAGUCCUCGUCUCUCCUCACCCCUAGCCUGGUAAACACAUCCAGUGGAGUUCUCCUUUCUAGCCAAUUGUCUUGCUAGCCAGGAUGCCACCGGCCAAUCGGCUUCUCUCCUUCACUCUGCUCUCCUCAACCAAAGUGCCAAGAUUACACAGAGACACUGAGAACCACUGGGACAGAGACCACGUGACACUACCAGAAAUAUAUUAAGAACGACUCCAGAAUACAUCAUUCUAAGAUCAUAUGAUUUUAUAUUUGAUAUGACUAUAUUUGAAAUUAAGCGCUUUGAUAUAGGCUCCUGAUGUAUGUUAGACGUAUAGUAGGUGUGAGAUGAUUCAGAAGCACCUGAAUGUAUCUAGAAUCGACAUGUCUGACAAGUGAACAGGUGAGUCGGUGGGUUGAAUAUUUACAGACAUGCAGAGUGAAACGACACACUGUAGAUUUACAUCCCAUCGGGCUGAUCAUGUACAUCAAAUCGGCUGAACUUAGCUCACCGUCAAUCCUUACCAUGGCAUGACAUGUACUUUGAGUAUUACAUAAUAGAACUUUUGGCAGGUUUCUGGUCCAAAUGCAGCCCUUCUAACACCAGUGUCUCAGCAAAACAACGAAGGGUGAUAUCAAGCUAAUCUGUCUCUCCUGAACCAUAUCUUAAUCAUAUACAUGACAUCUGUCAUACACAUUUCACAUGCAUUGUGAUAUCACAGUUUUUUUAGUUUUUAGAAUGAUUUCAUUUAUCAGAUUUUUUGUUAUUAUGAAACUGAUGGUCCUACCCUCAACCAUCUCUUGUAUGAGAUCAGUAUUUCUUCUUGCUGCACAGCUUUCAGGUUACUAACGGAAUACAGUGUUAACUAUCUGUCCAAAUCAUUUGCAUGUUGGUUCAGGUGUUGUAUUUUACGUGGAAAUAAAUUGUGGAUCUGAAAUGAUUUAUUUACGUAGAUUAAAUUGUCUACUUUCUCAGAAAUGUAUAUUAAACAAAAAAUAAUUGCAUCGUGGGGUCUACUUAAAUUAAUAGAUCAUUUAUUGAUACAUUACUUUUAUAUGUUUUCUAUGUUGUAACUGAACGCAUCUGGUUACUGUCCUGUAUUAAAUAUUUAUGUUGAAUAUUUGCU